Molecule: messenger RNA, 1966 nt
Organism: Musa acuminata subsp. malaccensis (wild Malaysian banana)
Lineage: Eukaryota; Viridiplantae; Streptophyta; Magnoliopsida; Zingiberales; Musaceae
Product: RNA demethylase ALKBH10B
Biological process (GO): mRNA catabolic process
Molecular function (GO): mRNA binding; demethylase activity
Source: RefSeq, a predicted model, not a curated record
CUCGUCGUCUCAUUUUUCAGAUACUUCUUUUGCGCUAAUUGCUUCAAGUUCCUCCCUCUCCCUCCCUUCCGCUAGAAAUUUCAGGAUAAAUUGGGAAAUUUUGGUGUGGAAUUGGGGUGGAAAGUAGGAGGAGGAGUGAUUGAUCGGUGGAGGUGAUGGCGACGGCGGUGCCGGAGGUGUACGCGAGGGACGCGAUGAUCGCGUGGUUUCGGGGCGAGUUCGCGGCGGCUAACGCGAUCAUCGACGCCCUGUGCGGGCACCUGGUGCAGAUCGGAGAGGGGAAGGAGUACGAGGCGGUUUUCGCUGCCAUACACCGGCGUCGACUGAACUGGAUCCCCGUGCUCCACAUGCAAAAGUACUACUCCAUCGCCGAUAUCACCGACGAGCUCGGCUUGGUGGCGGCCAACUCCGCGGCGGUCUACUUCGCCUCCGCGGCCGAGGAGCCGCUGGAGGCGAAGCAGCUGGCGGCGACGCCGGAGGAGGAGAAGACGAUGGAGAGCGGCGACGCUCAGGCGGAUGAGGACCAUGCUGCUUCGGAGGAUACGGCCGCCGAUGGCGCUACGAUCGCGGUUGAAGAUGAAGCGGCGGCAGCGGCGGAGGAACCUGCAACUGGUGCUGCUGCGGAGGGGGAACUGACCGAAGGAGGUAGGGUCGGCCUCGAGGAGGAAGCGGCGCCGGCGGAGGUUCGUUCCGGUGAUUCUUCAGAUCACAAGAGUGCCGAAGACGGUGACGGCAAAGGAGGAUCUCAAGAGGAAGGAACUUUGUUCGACAAGGUCAAUAUUUGCGUGGACCAUGAAGAUUGCUUGGCACGUCCUGAAAGGAUCAAGAUCUCAAAAGGUUUUGUGGCCAAGGAGGCAGUGAAAGGGCAUAUGGUCAAUGUUGUAAAAGGUCUUAAGUUGUAUGAGGACAUUUUCACAGACUCAGAGCUUGUCGGGCUUGCUGAAUACGUUAAUGAACUUCGUCUUGCUGGACGCAGAGGAGAACUCUCAGGAGAAACAUUUAUUUUCUUCAACAAACAAAUGAAAGGGAACAAGAGAGAGAUCAUUCAGCUUGGCGUCCCACUAUUCCAAUCAACUACUGAGGAUGCAGCAAGUAAUAUCGAAUCAAUUCCACCUGCUUUGCAGACUGUAAUUGAUCACUUGGUCCAUUGGCGCUUAAUACCAGAAAGUAGGAAGCCCAACAGCUGCAUAAUCAACUUCUUUGAUGAGGAUGAACAUUCACAGCCAUAUUUUAAACCCCCACAUUUGGACAAUCCCAUUUCUACGCUUCUCCUCUCAGAAACGACAAUGGCUUUUGGGCGGUCUCUUGUCAGUGACCAUGAAGGGAACUAUAAGGGAUCCCUAACCCUUCCAAUAAAAGAAGGGACGCUCCUAGUUAUGCGUGGCAAUAGUGCUGAAAUGGCGAGGCAUGUUGUGUGCGCAUCACCAAAUAAGAGGAUGAUCAUCACAUUUGUGAAGGUUAGAUCUGCCAAUCACCUGGCAGAUUCACCAGCCGCGCUACAGCCAACCAAAGCAAUGACCCUGUGGCAACCUGCACCAAAAGUGUCCAAUGCUGGAGUCAUUGCCUAUGGGCCUCACGGCAUGAUUCCAGCGGCAUGGGGUUUGACUCUUCGUAGUCCUGUUGUCAUGCUGGCGCCACCUAGAGCCGUGGCCAUGAGCUCCAGCAAGAAGGCGCCACGCAAUGGCACAGGCGUGUUCUUACCAUGGAUGGUUGGACCAAAGAAGUACACCAAGCAUCUUCCGCCUCGUAUCCAGAAGAGACGGCUACCGUCGUUGCCAUCUCCCUUAGAAGCUCAAGCAUAGAUGCUCCUGGCUCCAGAAAGUCACUGAGUGUGACUCAAGGAUCAUUCUUAAAGAACUAUAGGGAUCAAAGUCAGCAACUUUUGAGGUGCAUUUUCUGUUUUAUGGUGCAGUGCAUGUAGUUAAGGUUGUGACAAGAACGGUGGAGAGGUAUUUGUUGUUCAGAA